Megalops cyprinoides (Indo-Pacific tarpon) is the source of this 5298-nucleotide messenger RNA. It is a transcript of the gene ogt.1, whose product is annotated as O-linked N-acetylglucosamine (GlcNAc) transferase, tandem duplicate 1. Bases 433 to 3588 code for a protein of 1051 amino acids. The record is from RefSeq and is a predicted model, not a curated record. Gene Ontology annotation, biological process: protein O-linked glycosylation. The transcript has 22 exons. NCBI's taxonomy places the organism in Eukaryota, Metazoa, Chordata, Actinopteri, Elopiformes, Megalopidae. Gene Ontology annotation, molecular function: protein binding; protein N-acetylglucosaminyltransferase activity.
AAUCCGCCAUUUCAGAAUAGAGCAGUCGCUUUGUUAGAAUAAACGGAAAUAUUGCUGAGAAGGCUGACUAAAUAUUUAGACUAGUAACAGGGCUUUUUACAUAAGAAAGAUUUAAGGAAGUCCGCAGAAAUCUUGUAGCAGAGGAUUUGUCGUUGUUUCGUUAAUAACGUAGCAUUUUAAUGUAUCAUCAAUGACCUUGCAAGAUUGGUUUGAUGAGAUGUCCGAUUAGCUAGCUACUGCUGCUAGUGGACAAACUGUUCACACUCCGUUUCGUUUUUCGGCCUGUAGAUCGGACGGACUGGCAACAGCUAAUAUACGAUAUAGCUAUUCAGCCAGUUGCGUAAAACGAAUAAACAUAUAGACUGAUUUGUUAAGAUAGCUUCUGGUUACAAACUGACGACCACUUUGCGGAAUUCCGAAACCGAGGAGGAGAUGGCGAGCUCAGUGGGAAACGUGGCUGACAGCACAGAACCGACCAAACGUUUGCUUUCCUUCCAAGGGUUGGCGGAGCUGGCACACCGGGAGUACCAGUCCGGCGACUUUGAGGCCGCCGAGCGCCACUGCAUGCAGCUGUGGAGGCAGGAGCCCGACAACACUGGCGUGCUCCUGCUGCUCUCCUCCAUCCACUUCCAGUGCCGCCGGCUCGACAGGUCGGCCCACUUCAGCACCCUGGCCAUCAAGCAGAACCCCAUGCUGGCGGAGGCCUACUCCAACCUGGGCAAUGUCUACAAGGAGCGCGGGCAGCUGCAGGAGGCCAUCGAGCACUACCGCCACGCGCUGCGGCUCAAGCCUGACUUCAUCGAUGGAUACAUCAACCUGGCCGCUGCUCUGGUGGCCGCAGGGGACAUGGAGGGAGCUGUGCAGGCCUAUGUGUCCGCUCUGCAGUACAACCCUGAUCUAUAUUGUGUGCGCAGUGACCUAGGGAACUUGCUUAAAGCCCUCGGGCGACUGGAAGAGGCUAAGGCCUGUUACCUGAAAGCAAUCGAGACUCAGCCCAACUUUGCAGUGGCUUGGAGCAACUUGGGUUGUGUAUUUAAUGCCCAGGGAGAGAUCUGGCUGGCCAUACAUCACUUUGAGAAGGCAGUGACUCUGGAUCCUAACUUCCUGGAUGCCUAUAUCAAUUUAGGCAAUGUUCUGAAAGAAGCUCGCAUCUUUGACAGGGCUGUCGCUGGCUAUCUCCGCGCUCUGAGUCUGAGCCCCAACCACGCUGUUGUCCACGGUAACCUGGCCUGUGUGUAUUACGAGCAAGGCCUGAUCGACCUGGCCAUCGACACCUACCGGCGUGCCAUCGAGCUGCAGCCCCACUUCCCCGACGCCUACUGCAACCUGGCCAACGCCCUGAAGGAGAAGGGCAAUGUAAGGAAGUACACGGUGUCCGAGGCAGAGGAGUGCUACAACACCGCCCUGCGCCUGUGCCCCACCCACGCCGACUCCCUCAACAACCUGGCCAACAUCAAGCGGGAGCAGGGCAACAUCGAGGAGGCCGUGCAGCUCUACAGGAAGGCGCUGGAGGUGUUCCCGGAGUUCGCGGCUGCUCACUCCAACCUGGCCAGCGUUCUGCAGCAGCAGGGCAAGCUGCAGGAGGCCCUCAUGCACUACAAGGAGGCCAUCAGGAUCAGCCCCACCUUCGCCGACGCCUACUCCAACAUGGGCAACACGCUGAAGGAGAUGCAGGACGUGCAGGGAGCCCUGCAGUGCUACACCCGUGCCAUCCAGAUCAACCCGGCCUUCGCAGACGCACACAGCAACCUGGCCUCCAUACACAAGGACUCUGGAAACAUCCCAGAAGCCAUUGCGUCUUAUCGCACGGCCCUGAAGCUCAAGCCAGACUUCCCUGAUGCCUACUGCAACCUGGCACACUGCUUGCAGAUCGUGUGUGAUUGGACGGACUACGACGAGCGCAUGAAGAAGCUGGUGAGCAUCGUGGCCGACCAGCUGGACAAGAAUCGCCUUCCCUCCGUGCACCCCCACCACAGCAUGCUGUACCCGCUGUCUCACAGCUUCCGCAAGGCCAUCGCAGAGAGGCACGGCAACCUCUGUCUGGACAAGAUCAAUGCGCUUCACAAGCCAGCCUUUGAGCACCCCAAGGAUCUGAAGGCCAGCGGCGGGCGCCUGCGUGUGGGUUACGUCAGCUCCGAUUUCGGGAACCACCCCACCUCCCACCUCAUGCAGUCCAUCCCCGGCAUGCACAACUCGGAGAAGUUUGAGGUGUUCUGCUACGCUCUCAGCCCUGACGAUAGCACCAACUUCCGUGUGAAGGUCAUGGCCGAGGCCCACCACUUCACUGACCUGUCCCAGAUUCCUUGCAAUGGAAAGGCUGCAGACAGAAUCCACCAGGAUGGAGUUCACAUCCUGAUUAACAUGAAUGGCUACACCAAGGGAGCACGAAAUGAGCUUUUUGCCCUGCGCCCAGCGCCCAUCCAGGCCAUGUGGCUUGGGUACCCAGGCACCAGCGGAGCACCCUUCAUGGAUUACAUCAUCUCCGACAAGGAGACAUCCCCUCUGGAGCUGGCAGAGCAGUACUCUGAGAAACUGGCCUACAUGCCCAACACCUUCUUCAUUGGAGACCAUGCCAAUAUGUUCCCACACCUCAAGAAAAAGGCUGUGAUUGACUUCAAGUCAAAUGGACACAUUUUCGACAAUCGCAUUGUACUGAACGGAAUCGAUCUCAAGGCCUUCCUGGACAGCCUGCCAGAUGUAAAAGUGGUCAAGAUGAAGUGCGACAGCCAGGAGGCAGGUGACGGCAACGGCGCUCUCUCCAUGCCGGUCAUCCCCAUGAACACAGCUGCAGAGGCCAUCAUCAACAUGAUCAACCAGGGCCAGAUCCAGGUCACCAUCAAUGGCUUCACUGUCAGCAAUGGGCUGGCCACCACCCAGAUCAACAACAAGGCUGCCACUGGAGAAGAGGUCCCUCGCACAGUUGUCGUGACAACGCGCUCCCAGUACGGGCUCCCUGAGGAUUCCAUCGUCUACUGCAACUUCAACCAGCUGUACAAGAUUGACCCUCCCACCCUGCAGAUGUGGGCCAAUAUCCUGAAGCGGGUGCCCAACAGCGUGCUCUGGCUGCUGCGCUUCCCGGCGGUGGGCGAGCCCAACAUCCAGCAGUACGCCCAGAACAUGGGCCUGCCCGCGUCCCGCAUCAUCUUCUCUCCCGUGGCUCCCAAGGAGGAGCACGUCCGGCGGGGCCAGCUGGCCGACGUGUGCCUGGACACACCCCUCUGCAACGGCCACACCACCGGCAUGGACGUCCUGUGGGCGGGCACGCCCAUGGUCACCAUGCCAGGUGAAACCCUGGCUUCUCGAGUGGCCGCCUCCCAGCUCACCUGUCUUGGCUGUCCUGAACUCAUUGCCCAGAGUCGCCAAGAAUACGAAGACGUGGCUGUCAAGCUAGGCACCGAUAUGGAGUACCUAAAGAUGAUCCGUGCUCGCGUGUGGAAACAGCGCAUCUGCAGCCCGCUGUUCAACACCAAGCAGUACACCAUGGAGCUGGAGAAGCUCUACCUGCAGAUGUGGGAGCACCACGCUGCGGGGGGCAAGCCCGACCACAUCAUCAGCCCCCAGCCCCUGGAGGGCAGUGAGAGUGCCUGAGUUCAGUCCGGCCCGGCCCGGCCCGUCCCGGCCCCUGACCCCUGCUCCCUCACCCCUGACCCGGCCCAUUUUCCCUCCAUCUCAGAGACUCUGCUGUGGAGCCUGCAAAGCUUAACCCCCUUCCCAGUGCUCUGAAAGACCCCUUAGAGCCAGAGAGGAGAGCCUGACCUGUUCAGCUCUCCCACUGUGACUCUGCUUACACAAGCACUCACAUGCUCACACAUGCACGCAUACACACUCACACACACAUACACACACAAAUACUUGCCCACAUGCACACAGGGGCUGGCUGUGUGAAUAAUCGCUUCUUCCCACAGUACCUGAAAAGUACCAGAGGCUUAUUUUUGAAUUUAUUUAUCCAGUACAUGUGCCAGAUUGUUGUCAGAUUUGAGCCCUACACCAAAUUGAGUUUUUCCUUCAUGUUUUCAUCUCUUUGUUAUUGGAAGAAGAGGUUCUAGAGGAAAGUGACAGUGCUACAAUGCAGAUAUGAGGAACAAUCGAACUAAGCUAUUGGUAGAUAUUGGUUGGCGUUGACAUGGGUACCAAAAUGUUUCGUCUUUGCAGUCUUUAUAUUCAUAACCCUUGCAUCUCAGACAAUGAGUGAAUUAAUUUGAUACGAUAGAAUUGAAAAGGUUGUGUGUUUUCCAACAAAAGAGAUUUUUAAAGACUUCGUCUUAUAUCAGGUGUAAAUGUCAAAUGGAUCCAAAUGCUUUCAGCCUUUUCAUGUCACCCCUCGUGUCUCUGAACACCAAACAAUCAGGACUCAUGAACUGUACAGUGGAGCAUCUUGGCAGUUAUUCAUUCAAAAGGGCCUUCUGCAGAUUUCACCAUUUGUCAUGACCUACCUAAACACACAAGUUGUUAUAUCAGGAAAGGCCCAGGUAAGUAUUGUCCCAGCCUUUAUUUUAUAUGCUUAUUGUUUCUCUUUCUAGUAACUGUUUUAUUUAUGCUUGAUGUGCUGUUCUCAUGCCUUCGAUGGAGUUCUCUGAGGCACUGAAUAAUCCUGUUGAGUUUAAGAGGUCUUUCACAGGGUGCAAGAGACCUUGGUUGCUAUUCUUCACUGAUCCAUUGUCAGCAGUUUUAAAAAUCAAGGAGUGAUUCCCUGGAAAAAUAAAGUAUCAAUGUGUCUCAAAUUCUGUAAUUUUAUAUGUGGUGUGGAAUCUCUUGAGGACUCGGAAGACUGUCAACCUACAAUGUUAUGGAACCUCUCUAAAAAUGAGUCAGUUCCAGAAGAUUGAGAUUUGUUUAGAAAUAACAAAAUUGUCUUUCCUCAGCUGUCUUUCCAACCAAGGUCAUAAACAUGUUUGCCUGCCGCCUGCUUUUGGCUUCUUCAGCUGGGUUGUCUGCAUCAAGACAUUGUCCUCUUAUACUGAGAUCAAAGAGCUUAAAAAUCAGCAGUGUCAUUGCUUUUCUACCUUUCCCACUGUCAAAUCAAAUGCUCUAGCUUCUGAAUGCUGCCGCCCCAAAACCCCCACCUACACUGCUGUUAGAAAGUUGUUCACUGGAGGUGGACCGUGUCAGGACAUCUCUGAUGUUGCCGUAGAGGUUUUAAGUGUCAGCGUCCAGGUGUUUGUCAAAAGCUUGAAUAUUCUUGCCUCUUGGGCCCAUUUCUCUGGUAACUCUUGCUUGGUGUUGGAUGUCUUCAGUAAAGCGGCCACAGACUGGGCCACUGUUCAGUUAUGCGUUCUGUAAAUAAACUGUUUGCUCAUA